AUGUCUAUGUACUCUCAUCGGGGUAUGGGGGCUGUUCCCCCUGGCAACUCGGCGCGCCUCAACGAACUCCUCGACCAAAUCAGGGCCGAAUUUGAAACCCAGCUUCGCCAGACCGAAGGUUUUGAGCACCAGAUUUCCGCUCAAGUCAGCGAGAUGCAGCUGGUCAGGGAAAAGGUGUAUGCAAUGGAGCAGACACAUAUGACCCUCAAGCAAAAAUAUGAGGAAGAAAUCAGCAUGCUUCGUCAUCAACUUGAAAACGCGCGCAAGGGUGGCCCUCAGCCUGGCAUGCCCGGUCCUCCUCAGCAUCCCGGCCCUUCUCAGCAACCCCCGUCAAUUGCUCCCGGAAACGGCCUUUUCAGUGGCAUAAUGGCUGGCGGGAACCAAGCUGGACUGGCACCUCCACAGCAGCAACCGCAUGCUCCUCCGCAAGAGCAGCAGAUGGGACCUCAGCAUCAAAUGGGCCAAGGACCUCCGGGACUUCCUGUUCCUCCGCCGCAUCCUAAUGCGCAACAGCCACCCUACCAGCAAGGCUAUCCUCAGGGACCCGUCUCCAACGGAAUGGGCCCUCAACCGCCUCAGAGCACCGCUUCACCAGGGCCAGGACGACGCGGAGUUGGCCGGCCACCUAAUGCCGUUGGGCCUGCCACACCCCAAAUCAAUACUCCUGUCCCGUAUCCAGGCAAUGCACAAUCACCUCAGGUUAGCCAUCCAACGCCCGAUCACGCUCGCAUGGGCGGUCCUCGAGCUCCUCCUGUUGGCAAUGCAUUGGGUGACCUCGAAGUCGACGCUGUCGCGCCACACAACAAAAAGACGGGCAGUGAUUGGUAUGCCAUCUUCAACCCGGCUGUCCAGCGAGUCUUGGACGUGGACCUUGUCCACUCGCUCACCCAUGAGAGUGUGGUGUGCUGUGUAAGGUUCAGCCAUGAUGGUAAAUAUGUGGCCACCGGCUGCAACAGAUCUGCUCAGAUCUUUGACGUCCAAACUGGUGAGAAGGUGUGCGUGCUGGAGGAUCACAAUGCUCAAGAUAUGACCGCCGAUCUGUAUAUCAGAAGUGUGUGCUUCAGCCCUGACGGCCGCUACCUGGCCACCGGCGCUGAAGAUAAGCUGAUUCGAGUUUGGGACAUUCAAUCUCGAACUAUUCGCAACCAUUUCUCUGGUCAUGAGCAAGAUAUUUAUUCACUCGAUUUUGCACGCGACGGCCGGACGAUUGCAUCUGGCAGCGGCGACCGAACAGUCAGGCUGUGGGAUAUCGAGCAAGGUACCAAUACAUUGACCUUGACCAUUGAAGAUGGGGUCACGACCGUCGCCAUCUCCCCAGACACGCAGUACGUUGCUGCUGGAUCCCUGGAUAAGAGUGUUCGUGUUUGGGACAUUCACUCCGGGUUCUUGGUUGAGCGUUUGGAAGGCCCUGACGGGCAUAAGGACUCUGUCUACUCGGUGGCGUUUUCACCGAAUGGAAAAGAUCUUGUCAGUGGCAGUUUGGACCGAACGAUCAAGAUGUGGGAGCUUAGUUCCGCACGUGGGGGGCAAAGUGCCGCCCCCAAAGGUGGAAAGUGUGUUAAGACAUUUGAGGGCCAUCGCGACUUUGUUCUAUCGGUUGCUUUGACACCUGAUGCCAACUGGGUGUUGUCAGGAUCGAAGGAUCGAGGUGUCCAGUUUUGGGACCCUCGCACUGGUACCACACAGCUGAUGUUGCAGGGGCAUAAAAACUCUGUGAUUUCAGUAGCUCCAAGCCCCCAGGGUGCCUACUUUGCUACAGGAUCCGGCGAUAUGAAGGCGCGAAUCUGGUCAUAUCGUCCAUUUUAA
Molecule: messenger RNA, 1806 nt
Organism: Metarhizium robertsii ARSEF 23
Lineage: Eukaryota; Fungi; Ascomycota; Sordariomycetes; Hypocreales; Clavicipitaceae
Product: WD domain-containing protein
Exons: 4
Coding region: 1-1806 (601 amino acids)
Molecular function (GO): protein binding
Source: RefSeq, a predicted model, not a curated record